AUGUACACAGCACGGAUGUGGCAUACUUCGCUCAUCAAUUUAUCUUUAUUUUUUUUCGUAGCCCAAUGUACAACACCAUUUUUAAACAUUUAUUUGGAUGAACGAAGUCAGAAGUCAUUACAUGCUGUUCUAAUCAAUGCUCUUGAUAGCAACGAGUUAUCUGCUAUACAUCAUGGUGCAGCCGGUUUGAAACUUGCAGGCAUCCCGAUUGAAGCUGGCAAGAACAAAGCUCUCUGCAGUAUAGUUAAAAAAGCGAAUGGCGAGGAAUUAGGGCAACUAUAUCACGCAGUCAGUGCUGCGGCUGCUCUGAAAGAUUGUUCGCUUUCUGUACCGAAUGCUAAAGGAAUUGUGGAAGCAGUGCUAAAAGAAGAUCCUCCAACUUCUCACAACAUAUAUUUGGCGCUUGCUAUUGCCGAAAAAUUGAAAUUGAAAGUAAACUAUAAUGGUUUUUCCGAAGCUUUAACUGUUGCAUUGGCAAAGGAUGAUAGCGCUUCUAGUCUUGCAUAUGGGUUGAAUGCGGCAGCUUUAUUGGAUAACAUCAACGCCGAAAAGUUCUUCAUACGUAUCGAAGAUUUGGUUGGUCAGGCGGAUGAAGUGGAUAGCAAGUAUCUUCAUCUGGAAGGCGGCUUAUCAAUCACUGCUUUUGGUGUUUAUGGAAUUUACAGCUUAGCUGAUAAACUUGACAAGUCACCAAGUGUGAAAAGCGACGAAGCGGUGAAAUUGGCAAAUUACUUGCUUAGUCGUAGAACUGUGCAGUUGGAUCGUGGCGCCUAUCUCCUGUUGUUGACAUUGAAGAAGCUUGCGAAUAAUCAUUUCCAAAUUCCAGUUGUCUUUUCUCUGGCAUCAAGCGUAUCUUUAUUAGAUGCAGCCAAACCAUUGAUAAUUCGUGUUUCGAAUGUAUUGGGCGAAUCGGUUGGACCAUUGUCAGUCAUUUUGGAUACAGCGACGCAUGUAGCUUCCAAAGAAAUUGCAGUUAUACGACAACAGUUAGAAGUUACAUCUGAUAAAACUAAUACGCUAUAUGAAGUAUAUGUUAAAAAUAUUAAGCAACGUGGAUUUUAUAAUCUUGCCCUAACCGCUGGAAGUCAGGAUAAACGUUUGGUUGGAACAAAUGGUGCAUCACUUAUGAUGAGGGUACUUAUAAAAACGAAAGUCGAGGAUGUCACGGUGGCGGUAUUCGAUCGAGAACUUCUGAAGCCGUCGUCAUCCAUUUCAGUUAAAGAAAGUUCAAAGAUAGGAAAAACUCUAGAAGCCGACGUGCAUAGCAAGAUGGAGAUCAGAUUUAAAGUUAAUGAAGCAAAAACUGGUGAAGCACUGUUGGUUCAUCAGGCAUUCGUAGUAUUUGUUCAUAGUAAUACUCGUCAAGAAAUUAUCUUUGUUGCCACACCGGAUCACAACCACAAUUAUGUAUUUGAUGUGGAUUUCGAAAAAGUUGCGAAAGAUUUUGAAGGCUUAUCAGGCCGGUAUGUGGUACGAUUAAUAGUGGGUGAUUCGGCAAUAUCACAUUCUUUAGACUGGAAUUUGGUGGACGUUAAUCUGAAACUUCCCGCAAUAGCCGCUCCAAAAAUCAAAAAAUCCGAACGCAUUAUCUACGAAAAAGCACCGGAAAUCAAACACAUGUUUCGAGAACCAGAAAAGCGGCCGCCCCGAAUUGUUUCAACUAUUUUUAUUUUCCUCUCCUCAUUUCCAUUGCUCGUUGUCCUCAUUUUGUGGCUACGCAUUGGAAUAAAUUUUGGAAAUUUGCCGGCGUCCCCCUUCGUUUUUCUUUUCCAUGGUGGUUUAACAGGAAUAUUCGGGUUAUACUUUGUUUUCUGGCUACAAUUAACCAUGUUUGAGACGCUGAAAUAUUUGUCAGUGAUUGGCACUAUAACAUUCAUUUCCGGAAACCGUUUACUGGGCACACUUGCGGCAAAACGAAAGUAA
Messenger RNA from Cercopithifilaria johnstoni, 1923 nucleotides. Lineage: Eukaryota; Metazoa; Nematoda; Chromadorea; Rhabditida; Onchocercidae. The record is from the annotation of a GenBank genome assembly.